AUGACUUCUUUUGAAGACAAAGUAAACUUGCUCCGUCAGUCAUCUGAGAAUGGCAGGAAGCCUCUACCACGGAUUACACUAGGGGCCAUCAACAGUGAUGCUUCCUUGCACUAUGCUAAGGCAUUUGGAGAAAAUUCAUCAGACUCUACUGAUACCGACGCUGUGCAUUGGGUGGCCUCUUGUACCAAGCUGGUGACAACCAUUGCGGCAAUGCAGUGUGUCGAGCGCGGUCUGCUAGAUUUGGAUGGGGAUAUCGCCAGUGUGUUACCGGAGUGGGCAAGUCCUCAAAUCCUGACGGGCUUCGAUGCGAACGACAAUCCUAUCUUUAGGGCAGCCACCAAACCUGUUACCCUGCGGCGCAUGUUAACCCACUCCAGUGGUAUGGGUUACUUCCACAUGGAUCCUCUGAUGACACGCUAUCACGAACAGCAAGGAAGCCCUCCUCUGGUCCAAACAUUUCGCCAAUACCAAUUCUUACUUUUUGAACCGGGUGAACGAUGGAUGUAUUCACCUGGCAUUGACUGGGCAGGAGUAGCAGUCGAGCGAGCUACUUCUAUGAAACUGGGCGACUACUUGCAGCGCCAUGUUUUCGAUAUCGUUUCCGUCAAGGAUGCGACAUUCCACCUAGAGCAGAGAGAAGAUCUACGGGCCCGUAAAGUCAAAGCCUGGCUGCGCACAGAUCAAGGCCUGGAAGAAGAGAAGAAUCAGAUCUUUCCCGACCCCAUUGGGGAAGACGUAGGAGGUGGUGGUCUAUACACAACCGUGAACGAAAUGCUUAAGAUUUGUCAAGGUAUACUCACGGCACAAUUUCUGCGUCCUGAGACCAUUGAAGAGAUGUUCCAACCUCAUCUGGAGAGUGCUUCCGGCCUUGAACAACCGGAAGAUUAUUCGCUGGCGCCGCGCAAUGCCAUAUGGAAUGCUAUCCCACAUAACAUACCGGUGGAUUUUGGGAUCGGUGGUAUUCUAAAUAGAUCUGGGAUUCCGCAGCGUCGAGAAGUAAAUUCGCUCUCAUGGUCGGGGAAACCAAAUUGCUACUGGUGGAUCGACAUUAGGAGAGGGAUUGCUGGGAUAUAUCUUUCCCAGCUCUUACCCACCGGAGAUCAGAGUGCCGUUGAACUGCUAACUGAGUUCGAAAGAUGGGUCUACUCGCGUUUGGAUAAUCUGGAUUGCACAGCAAAGUAGAAAACCGAUUUAGGAUCUUGGUAUAGUAGGGUGAGAGUUGAGUAUGGCAAAUUCAGAUAAGUCCUAAUGUCGAGGAAGCUUCAUCGGGUAACUAGAUGAUUUGAAUUAGAAGAUCAG
Messenger RNA from Aspergillus vadensis CBS 113365, 1299 nucleotides. RefSeq names its product serine hydrolase domain-containing protein. Lineage: Eukaryota; Fungi; Ascomycota; Eurotiomycetes; Eurotiales; Aspergillaceae. The transcript has 5 exons. The coding region runs from base 1 to 1182 and encodes 393 amino acids. The record is from RefSeq and is a predicted model, not a curated record.